This is a messenger RNA of Rhizophagus irregularis DAOM 181602=DAOM 197198, 339 nucleotides long. RefSeq lists its product as uncharacterized. NCBI's taxonomy places the organism in Eukaryota, Fungi, Glomeromycota, Glomeromycetes, Glomerales, Glomeraceae. Gene Ontology annotation, molecular function: ATP binding. The record is from RefSeq and is a predicted model, not a curated record.
AUGCAUCUGGAUGAAUAUUAUUCAGAUAGGCUGAAUGGAUUACUGAGGGACAAGAAGAUAAUUGAUCAAUAUGACUUUUAUGAUCUCGCUAUUUCUAAGACUAUUGGCUCUGGAGGAUCUGCUUCUGUUUACGCCACAAAUUGGAAGAAUACAUUAACAGUUUAUGCAAUCAAAAAAUCUGUUAAUAACAAAGAGGUUUAUUUAAUGAUCAUGGCUAAUUCUCAUGAAAAUAUAAUUCAAUUUCGUGGAGUUACAAAGUUUGAAGAUGAAAAAAAUAUUCGCUUAUUAUGUGCCGAAACGUAUGAGCUCGUUCCUAUAGCACUGGCAGAUAUAAAAUGA